Molecule: messenger RNA, 1002 nt
Organism: Camelina sativa (false flax)
Lineage: Eukaryota; Viridiplantae; Streptophyta; Magnoliopsida; Brassicales; Brassicaceae
Source: RefSeq, a predicted model, not a curated record
AUGAAUGCACCGCACCCUCAUGUUCAAGGAGAAGACACAAAUGCUCUACUAAAACAAAUUCUAGAAGGCCAAGGGAGAAAUGCCAUUGAACUUGCUACACAAAUGAAGAACAUGCACCACAAGGUUGAGAAUGUUUAUGGUGAGUUAAAUGCUAAGAUUGAGAGGUUGCAAACACAAGUACAGAGCCAAGCUUCUUCCUCUUCACCAAGACAACUGGGUUCCUUACCAGGAAAACCAGAACCAAACCCCAAAGAAUACAUCAAUGCCAUAAUGCUGAGAAGUGGUAAGCAAUUACCUACUAAUGAGCUCAAUAGGGACAUUGAACCUAAAGGAGGGGAGGUAGUGGUUGAGAUUGAAGAUGAUGAUUUGGUAGUGAAAGACUUGGGUAAAGAUAACGAAGAUGAUGGAGUUGUGGUUGACAAAGGCAAGAGUAAGGUGGUUGAGGAACCAAAGCAAGGCAACACCAUUGAUGAAAUUUUCAAGAAGAGUAGGGAGAUUGCCAAGGAGACUCUAUUUGUGCCUCCACCUUAUGAGCCAAGACUGCCAUUUCCUGGUAAGUUUAAGAAGCAACAAGUGGAUAAGUAUAGAGCUAUGUUUGAUGCUCAAAUGAAAGAUGUUGCCAUCACAAUGCCAAUCAUUGAUGCAUUUUUGCUGAACCCAUCAUACAACAAGUUUCUUAAGGAUGCAGUUAUGGAGAAGAAGAAAGCUCUCCAAGGAAUGGUAAUCUUAACCCAUGAGUGUAGUGCUAUCAUUCAAAAUAAGGUAGUAGCAAAGAAGCUUGAAGAUCUUGGUAGCUUCACUCUCCCUUGUACACUUGGACCUUUAUAUUUUUGCCACUGUUUAUGUGACCUUGGGUCUAGUGUGAGCUUGAUGCCUCUCUCAUUUGCAAAGAUACUAGGUUUCACCUGCUACACAAAGUGUAUGGUCACUCUUGUUCUUGCUGAUAGAUCAGUUAGAACACCAGUAGGAGUGCUUGAAGACUUGCCANAGGCUAAGGAAUGA